Molecule: messenger RNA, 1065 nt
Organism: Tetranychus urticae (two-spotted spider mite)
Lineage: Eukaryota; Metazoa; Arthropoda; Arachnida; Trombidiformes; Tetranychidae
Product: AP-1 complex subunit sigma-2
Biological process (GO): vesicle-mediated transport; intracellular protein transport
Cellular component (GO): membrane coat; AP-1 adaptor complex
Molecular function (GO): clathrin-cargo adaptor activity
Source: RefSeq, a predicted model, not a curated record
GUUUAUCAGAUAAACGGUUACCUGUUGAAUAAUUUUAUUGUUCAUUUUAAGUGGUGACAUUUAACUUAAUUAUUGUUUGUUUGGUUGUUAUUAAACGUGAUGCUCAUUGUCUUUUAUUAAUAUAACAGCAAGUGAUUACUUAAGUUUAAGAUGAUUCAUUUUAUGUUGCUGUUUAGUCGCCAAGGUAAACUCCGUCUACAAAAAUGGUUUGUUCCUCACUCGGAAAAAAUGAAGAAGAAGAUUACUCGAGAAUUGAUGACCAAUACAUUAUCAAGAAAAGCUAAACACUGUAAUUUCAUUGAAUGGAGAGAUUUAAAGAUCGUUUACAAGCGUUAUGCCAGUCUUUAUUUCCUUUGCGGAGUUGAGCAGAAAGAUAAUGAACUCAUCUGCUUGGAGUUAAUCCAUCGUUAUGUUGAAUUACUGGAUAAAUAUUUUGGUUCUGUUUGCGAGCUAGAUAUUAUAUUUAAUUUCGAGAAAGCUUAUUUCAUUCUCGACGAGUUUUUGAUUGGUGGUGAAGUUCAUGAAACGAGUAAAAAAUUGGUUCUUAAAGCUAUAAGUAGUCAAGAUAUACUUCAGGAAGAAGAGAUUCCGCAGGGCUUUUUUGAAGACCAAGGCCUAGGAUGAUUUGACCGGCACGAGCUAAGAGUAUUAAUCUAAUACUUGCAAUUCCAAAAUCAGACCAAAUUCAAUCAACAAAACUUGUUUAUGUGUCAAGAAAUAUGACAUGAAAACAAUUGCUUUGAUCUUCUAUUUCUUCAAUUUUCAACACAGCUGUUUAAAGAGGUAUUCCAGCAAAAAUUUUGUAUUAUUUUAAUGCUGUUUCUGAAAGCCCAAAAAGAUAGGAUUAAUAUUCAAAAUCUUUGAGAUACACUUAAAGAUCACUCAUCUAAAGAUAUCACUAAAGACUAAUCAAUUCCAGUAAAAAAGGGCAGAUGCUGAUGCAUGGUGAAUUAAAAGACUUGAAUCAAGAUUUCGUGGAUUGUCUAUGAAUAUCAUUCAUUGCGUGGUAAUUGGUAAAUUCAAGAAAAAUUAACAAAUAAAAACAACAUUGUAAUUAACCCAAAA